Messenger RNA from Verticillium dahliae VdLs.17, 5586 nucleotides. RefSeq lists its product as uncharacterized. Gene Ontology annotation, cellular component: intracellular membrane-bounded organelle; membrane. Bases 1 to 5586 code for a protein of 1861 amino acids. Lineage: Eukaryota; Fungi; Ascomycota; Sordariomycetes; Glomerellales; Plectosphaerellaceae. The transcript is spliced from 11 exons. The record is from RefSeq and is a predicted model, not a curated record. Gene Ontology annotation, molecular function: heme binding.
AUGGCCGAUAAUCUUGAGAUCCUCGACGCCUUGGUUGCUGACCGGCCUUCAGGACGCUACCGAGAGUUCUUGGAUGACGUGCAGAACCACCCUGAUAAUACACUCGUAGGCCCAGAACCUGGCACGAACGCCAUCAGCCCCCCAUCUUUGAGCAGCUACGUCCCACCUGCAAAGACAGAGACGUGGGUGAAGCCGAGCGGCUGGACAUCGAGGUACGGAGUGUCAAGGAAGACCCCGUACGUAGGAGGCGGCCGGUCUUGGAUAGAUCCCGACUUUCCUCGACUAAACCAUGAUACGUUCGAGCCGAUCAACCCGCCAGACCCCGGCGACACGAUUCCAGAGCCGCAUCCCGAGGACCUUGAUCGCUUGUUGCAGGCCGAAGAGUUGCAACGCCUGGCGCUCGGAGGGAUGCGCACAUGGGAGGCCGUUCUCAUGGUGCAGGAAGAGGAGAACAUGCCGAAGGAGACCGAGCCCCUUGCAUCCAACAGGACGCUUGCCGCAAGUGACAUGAUCGACGAGUCGAAGUGGCUUAGAGUCCUGGGAAAGGAUCGAUGGAUCUGCGACUUUGAAGAAGUUGUCGACGGAGACGGAGAACACAGGAAGUGGUCUGUCGACGAUGCGCUGCUCUGGGGAGAGCUUCGACAAGUGCUUGACAUUGCAAAUCGCAUUCUCAAACAGGCUUCUCACACCAGGUGGAUGUCUACCUUCCUCGAUAUGAGGACGAUCCGCGCCACGAAAAAUGUACAACUGCCCAAAGGCGAAGCAAUCGACCACUUCUGCGAGGAUGUCAAUUUCACCUUUAACUCUGUCAACCGCAAUUCAGAGGCGCCCAACGGCUGUCCUUAUGGAGUGACUGGUCCGCUCGAGAUCGAUGGCCGACAAUCGACCCUGAUCCAGGUCGAUACUAUGGGUGUUCUAUCCCUGAUCAAACCCGGAGUCAGCGAGACAUCAAAACGUCAAGCCAGAGCGCUCCUGGCGAUCACAAUCACUCAUGAGAUACUGCACGGCGUCAGGUUUGGCCAGACCAAUUUCAAUCAGUUGACGGAAAUGCUUCCCGAACCUCACCCUGAUCGCGAGACCUUCAUGUUUAAAGAGCUGCUGUCUGAAAUGGGCGAAUCAUUCGAAAACGCCAUCUUCGGCGGUGUCGCCAAUCUCAGUGCACAUCCCCUUGACGGAUACCGCUUCAGUGGCUCAACCAACGGCGCCGCGCUUCUGGCAUCGAAUGUUAAAUGGCCUAUCCUGAAGCCGAGCGCAUGGGCGUCCCACUCCAUUCGCAUCGAUUUGGAGUAUCCGUAUACCUGUGAGAGCUCGCCGGUGCCAGCUCUGUACACAUGCGCCACGACGACAAAGGAAUUCUGGGAGUCUACUGUUGCGAAGUAUGGCACCGAUGCGCUCCGAAUGCCCAGGGUAUUCGAUACCCGUAUUACGACCGGCUUCGAUGUCUCUUUCGCGCCCGCAGCCUGGAAUCACGACUUGAAGACCAAUGCUUCACUCGAGCGGCCGCUGAAGCAAAUGGCUCGUCGGAUUCAGUAUCGAAGGAAGCAAUACGAAGAGUGGCGGCCGUGGUACAAGGAGGCUUACGACGAAUGGCGAAAUUCUCCCUACGGCAACGUGUGGAGUAGGUUCGACCUAGACAAAGUUCUCAACAAGCAUCUCGUGGGUCGCACAUUCGCAGACGAGCGGGACAUUGCGGAUAUCAUUUCGAGGUGGUCGAACCCUCUCGUCUGGCCAAACUCGGGCCCGGAGGAGCUCCCAUGGCUCUUGGACAGUUACGACAUGAUCGACAAGAGCAACUGGUUCUACCGUGCCCUGUGCAUGCUGAUUACGGCGGUGCUCCCAAUCCGUUUCGAGCCGCUUCACGUGAACCCGCGGGAAGGCCACAUACCGGAACUGGUGAAGAACCCCUGGACUGUUCGACCCUCGGUGCUGGAGGGCCGGCCGGAAGAGGAGCGCGACUUUCUGAACCGCAUUGCGGAUUCGGCGUACCGCGAAUCGGAUCCGAUUGAGAACACGGCAGACUUCGUGCUCAACUUUCCAGGUCACAAACUUGACGGGGAGCAAGGCAAGGAGCCCUACAUCAUCAAGGACCCCCGAUCGCCCCGAGCUCUCCGAAGACACUUCCUCCACGAAGCGGCUGGCUAUUUCAAGAUAUACGAGAAUCUCUGUGCGGCACCACUGGGUCUCAAAGAAGCCUUUGAGGCAGCUCUCAAGGACGUCGCGGCGCAGGUCGGGAAUCUCGCUGAUCCCGAUGUCAACAGAGAGGGCACGUGGCUCAGCCUCAACUUUGCCAUGCCUGGGUAUACUCGCGCGUCGCAAAAGACUUGCCUGUACAAUACCGUCGAGCAGUACCGCCCCAUCUGGGGCCGUGACGCGGAUCCGGACCUGGUUGAUGCGAGCCUGCCCACUUGGGCGCAGAUGGUCGACGUGAUGGCGCCCCUGGAGGACAGGCAUCGCGUUAUGGAUCAGUGGACGCCGACGGACAUCGUGGAGCAGAAUAGUGGAAAUGGCAGACAAGUGUGCAUCAUUGAACGCCGCACCGUCUAUCUGGUCUACUUCUGGGAUGCCGUCAAGCCGCCAGAGAGAAGCCCGCUGUAUGAUGAGUAUUACAGCUGGGUCAGCUUAGGGCGACCAAUUCCGAUGCAGGACGGCGAUCUAAUGCUCGACAUGCAUGUAGCGAACAACAGCGGGCAAUGCAAUCCGGAAGCGUUGAUAGGGCGAUAUAUACCAGAGUAUCGAGAGCACGAGGUGGCCCUGCGUGAUGGACGGGAUGGCCAGCCGUUCUGGAUCGUUCUCGAACGGAACAUUUUUGAUAUCACAAACUGGACUUCUCCAAUCGUCACCGAAGAAGGCCAAAUACCACUGCACACACUCCUGCGCAGCGUGCCGGGUGGGAGCCCUGCACAUAAAGUCAUCAUGAGCCAAUACGAUCUUUCAGAAGUCAGGAGCAGCCUCUGGGAAACCAGAGUCGGUACAGUCUGGGCGGGCGAGAUGCCCAAGACGCGCACCUUUAACGUCUACACUAGGCGUGAGGUGGCAGCCCAUCGAUACCUCCACAAAGAGUGCCCCCUUGGUGCCUAUAUAAUUAUUUGGAACAAUGUCUAUGACGUGACAGAAUGGGCGCGUCUGCAUCCGGCGGGCAUCCAGCUGAUUGCACCGCACGUGGGAAAGGAUGUAUCGGACAUGUUUAGAGAAAACCACAACUACCUUGCUAUCCUGAGUGCCAUCGAGCAUCUUCGCAUCGGCCGCAUCGUACCCGAGCACGACCCUAACAAAAGGGUUCCGCCUCACACGUUUGCGCAUCACGACACACUCAUAUCCUUCCAGCCAGAUUGGAUCCAGGAUACAGCUCGUGGGGAAGUCUAUCGAAGCCUUUGGAACGAGCACAGCCCAUGGGCCAUAGACGACGAAGGCAUCUUCGCGGAUCGCCACCACUACAGCCUCGAAAAGAGGAGAGUGAUCGAGACAAUGAGGGGGUCGAUGGAGCUUAUCACGCACAAGAUCCGCAGGCCCCCGUUCGAGGACGUGGCGCAGAUGUUGCCUGCCAUCUUGGAAGACUUCAAUGGCCAGAGGAUCGACGAAUGGACUCUCGCAUUGGCCUUUGUUGCUGUUGAUGAGUGGGUGUACGACGUGACGAACGUCAUGAGAUAUGGCAUCGAGGAAGAAAAGGCCAAGCUCAGCCCGUGGGUAGGUCGCGCCAUCGACGACGAAGAAAUCAGGAAUUGGGUCAUCGAAACCUUUGAGUUUGCCGUCGUUGCGCAGCUGGUCGAAGAAAUCACCGAGGACCCUGACGAGUGUGAGAAUUGGGACCCUCGGAUACCAGAUCACAAGCCCGAUCAGAUUUAUAAGAAACUUAUCAACCUCGUCGCCUCGUCAGGGGCGAAGCCACAGAAGAGGAAGCGCGAAGAGGAAGACACAACGGAGACGACAGAAGAUCGAAUUGCGCCCAUCAAGAAGCCCAAGCUAGAUUCAGAGGGAAGCGAGGCGUCGGACGACAGCUUCACGAAAUACUUUGAGCCGUCAGCCGAGGAUUCGGACGCUGACGUCCACCAGUGGGGGAAAGCGAUGAUGGCUUCCCUUGCUCCGGGAGAUGGGGGCGAUGAUGGCGAGCCACCGGAUGACCGCCCAACAGAGCGCAAUGAUCCCUGGAACAGAGAAGCCAAAGCUCCCAAUCGUUCGUCGUCUUCCUCGCCCGGACGAUCUAGCCGACGGACAGCUUCAGGCCGCGCAAGAGGCAACGCAGCACGGGGUUCGGGCAGCUCAAGCCCCUCGCGGCCUCGCACGCCAGACUUUGACCCCCUGGACAUCAUCGAUCAGCGGGCGCUCCAAGACAGCCUGCGAAGCAGACUAACUACGCUGGCCGACAGGUCCAAGAUUGCCAAGCCCGCUCAACGACGAGGCGCACGGCGCGCCCAAGCCGAAGCGUCACGCAGCUCGCCCGGGUCCUCGAGCCGAAGCACCACCACGACGCCCGAGAAAGGCCGCACGAGCCCCUCCAAGGCCCGACCGGACCCCGAAACACCCACCCGCGGCCCCGCGAGACGCGCCCCGGCCCAGCAGCAGCCCGCGUACAGCGCGCAACCGCGCGAGAACCUGCCCGCGGCUGGUGGGGGCUGGCUCACCGAGAGCGAGAAGCGGCGGCGCGCCAUCGACGAGGUGCUCUACCGCGAGCAGGCGCCCGCGGCGCGUGUCGUGGCCGGGACGGCGCGGCCGAUGGGUGCCCGGGAGAUGAGCAUGAUGCGGCGUGCCGUGAUGCAGGUUGAUGCCGAUCGCGAGCGGAUGAUGCAGUGGAAGGACACGCGGGAGACGAAGCAGAUCCGGCCUUCGCUCGACGCCCUGACCAAGCUCGCCGUCGACCGCGAGGAGGAGCGGAAUAUCGAGAUCGAGGAGGGGAAGAGAGCGGAGGUAUGGCUGGCGGAACAGCGGGAGAAGGCAGAGGCCGACUUGGCCAAGGGACCCGAGAUGCCGACGAGUCAGCCCGCCGCCCCGGCGACGUCUGUGUCGCUUCCCAUCGUGGGCGGCCCGAGGCCCUCCCCCUCGGAUGCACCCACGCUGGAGAGCCUCGCGCUGGAGAGGCUUGCGCAGGGCAGUCUGGCGGCGGCGAAGCUCGAGCAGGAGACGGAGGAAUACCAACGGCUCUGCGUCGUUCUCAACGGCAGCAUCCCCCAGUUCGGCGCCCCCUUCGGCUUUGCCAGCAAGGAAGAGCGCGCCCGCGAAAAGGCCAGCCUCGCCGCCAGGCUCGAGAAAGAGGCCCCAACAGGGAAAAAGGGUCCCGCCAAGGGCCCAAGGACGGCGCCAGAUGAUCCUGCGCGGGCGGCGGCACGGCGGGAUCUCGAGAGGAGGGCCGCGGCUGAGUUUUCCGACUUUGAGGCUAGAGGCCUCAGGGGACAGCUGCAGCCGCGGGAGAUGAUCCCCGUGCUCCGCGAGCGGUUGCGCCGACAGAUCCUCAGGCGCACGCCACAGUACAGUAUAGGCAUUCGUGGUCAUAUGGAGCGGGCAUUGGCACGGGUCAAUCUUGCCGACUAUAGGCCGAGGGGCAGCACCUACGUGCACAAUGAGGAAGAAGAAGACAUUUACGGCCCGUCGUAG